AUGAACCAAGAACUUGAGGAUGACAAGUUGCAAUUGGUUCAACAGUGUGAGGAUUUGAAGCGGGAGCUAGAAAUUAUGUAUGAAGAUAUUGCAAGGUUAUCAAAAGAGGAUAACAAGAUUUCAAAAGAGUUGGCCAAUUUGGAAAAAAAAACGGGUGAAGAGGGAAAAGUUGGUGUUGUAGUGCAAGAGGUGGGGUAUGGCAAACGGAAGAAUGGACCAAUUGUUGAUUGGUUUCCUAAUGGCGAUGCUGAAAUUCCAAUUAUCAAGCACUCGUAUUUCGAUGUGUGUAUUGAAAAGUUUUUUGAAAACACUAUCGACCGACACUAUCGAGCGAAGCGAGAUAGUGGAGCACACUAG
Lodderomyces oxycetoniae is the source of this 357-nucleotide messenger RNA. It is a transcript of the gene CTF5, whose product is annotated as Ctf5p. The record is from RefSeq and is a predicted model, not a curated record. Bases 1 to 357 code for a protein of 118 amino acids. The transcript has a single exon. NCBI's taxonomy places the organism in Eukaryota, Fungi, Ascomycota, Pichiomycetes, Serinales, Debaryomycetaceae.